AUGCCACCAAUCGCCCUCACCUACCCACACGUCGAAGAUUGUCAAAAGCGCAUACGGGCCUUCUUCGUGGGAGUCUGUUUGAUAGACACUUCCAGAGCGAAGCUUGUGUGGUUAGACAAUGGUCAUCCGGUCUAUGCAUUUACCAGGGAAGAUCUUCCCAGCUGGUAUCUGACUAUCGCCUCAGAGUCUCCGGAGGAGAUUCGCUUUAUCAUCAAGCUUGGUCCUGAAGACGGGAGAGAGCCAUCGAUCGUGUUUUAUCUCCAAGGUCCCCUUAUAGGGCUAGGGUUUCUCAAAUUCGAUGCAGUUGAUGCUUGGUUUGAAGAGGAAGAACAGAUAUUCGUCCACCCACGGGAUCCAUAUAAGAGGAUCGAUGUACUGCAAUCUUCGAGACAUGUACGCAUUGAGGUGAAUGGCAUCGAGAUAGCUAACACUCGUUGUCCAAUAAUGUUGUUCGAAACUGGACACCCGAUGAGGACGUAUAUCCCGAAGACCCACACCCGUCUUGACCUGUGGGUGCCUUCCGGACACCAAACUACGUGCCCGUAUAAGGGAGUUGCGACACACUUCAAUAUCGUUUUAUCCUCAGGAGAAACGUUCGAAAAUGUUAUGUGGUCUUACACCAAUACGACCUCAGAAAGCGCCAAUAUAAAAGGGUUAGUAGCUUUUCUCGACGAGAAAGUGGAUGUUUGGAUAGACGGAGAGCUUCAAGAACGCCCAGAACUCCCAUCAACUCCCCAAAUUGUUCAAAAAAACACGAAACAGUUCGCAGAAAACUUUUAA
This is a messenger RNA of Psilocybe cubensis, 780 nucleotides long. RefSeq lists its product as uncharacterized. The transcript is spliced from 4 exons. The record is from RefSeq and is a predicted model, not a curated record. Bases 1 to 780 code for a protein of 259 amino acids. Lineage: Eukaryota; Fungi; Basidiomycota; Agaricomycetes; Agaricales; Agrocybaceae.